Bemisia tabaci is the source of this 1031-nucleotide messenger RNA. The record is from RefSeq and is a predicted model, not a curated record. Lineage: Eukaryota; Metazoa; Arthropoda; Insecta; Hemiptera; Aleyrodidae.
AUGAGCAAUGGGUUCUACGGGUCAUUUCAGCUGGUCUUCAUGGCAUCCUCAAUUUUUGGAACUUUGCCAUACAAAUACAACGUGGUUGAUGUGACAAAUAAUGUGCUGAGUAUCGACCCUUCAAAGGAGGUGGCACAAAUUUCACAAUUCAGUUUGGAUAUUCAACUUUGGCUACUGUUCAACUACAUCGGGAACAGGUGCAAGUUGCUGAACCACGCGCUGGGCGAAAUCUCCGAGCAAAUCAGGCAGAGCAAAGAACGACCCCCCAAGGAGGACCCCUACGCUAUCGCUAUCCUACGCACGGGCAAGAAACAAGCCAUUUAUUUCGAUGUUGAGUGCGACUCGAGCUUCACAAUUUGUAAAAAAAAGACGCGGCGGUACUACCCUGUCGUGAGUGUGACGAUACGGCAUCUGAACUACGUGCACCGAGUUCUCUCGAAUGAGCUGCAGGAGAUUUUCGAUCUGUAUCAACUCCCGAUUUUGCUCUUGGUCAUAUCGGCUGCGCAGAACAUAGCUUCGGCACUUUUCACGCUUUUCGUCCUGACUGGCUGGGAUGUGGCCAUGCACGAGGUGACCUGCGUCGCAGCCAACGCCAUUCGCCUUGCCAUCGUCUUCAUCCCGCUUUCUCUUACCUCUCAAAAAGUUGAUGCUGCCCUGAAAUAUCUGAGUUUAAUAAAUAAUGCGUGUCUGACUGCGGAUUGUUCCAUCGAGGUCCAGCUUUUUUCGCGUCGCGUGUUGAAGGCUCCGCUUAAAUUUGUUACUUGCCGCCUCUUCAAAUGCAGCCUCUCUUUCCUCGGGCGGAUGUCACUAGGGAUAGUGAGCUACCUCCUCAUCAUGUUACAAUACAAUAAAACCGUGACAUGAUUUUACGGUUUUGUGGGAACCUCGCUGACGCGCAUUGCAAGAGUUUUGAUCUUGAAACGAGAAUAUUUUGAACGUAUCGGUUCUGAGAGGAGUAGGCACCAAAGUCACCUCAACUCCAAACCAUGUCAUAACUUUUCAAUUAUAGCUACAGCUAAUUUUUACAGAAA